This is a messenger RNA of Anopheles maculipalpis, 2298 nucleotides long. RefSeq names its product solute carrier organic anion transporter family member 74D-like. Gene Ontology annotation, cellular component: membrane. NCBI's taxonomy places the organism in Eukaryota, Metazoa, Arthropoda, Insecta, Diptera, Culicidae. The record is from RefSeq and is a predicted model, not a curated record. The transcript has 7 exons. Gene Ontology annotation, molecular function: protein binding. The coding region runs from base 1 to 2298 and encodes 765 amino acids. Gene Ontology annotation, biological process: sodium-independent organic anion transport; transmembrane transport.
AUGACGUCCGAAAAAGAUGUGGAUGGCUGUGAUGGGCCUCGUACCGGUGAGACAACGGAAAAUGGGCAUCGCGAUGAGAGUGAUCGUGAAAACGUUAAUACCGAUCGUGAUCAUGUGACUCCCGGGCAAGUAGUGGUGAUGCCAAGUGAGCGCAAGGAAAGCUAUUCCGUGUACAAUAAUGGUAAAAAGGCAGAAAAGCUACCGGAGAUGGAGAAAAUGUUACCAGAAGACGUGGAAGACAUGUAUCGGGAUAUGCCACUCACCAAGGACACGACCUGUGGUUUGUGGAUGUUCCAGGGUCCUAUGUUGCAAAGAUUCGCUAACAAAAAGGUGUACGUGUUUAUGUACGGUGUGGUCGGGUGCAUCUUUUCGGCCACCUAUGCCUACUUCAACGGUACAAUCACGACACUGGAAAAGCGCUACAAAAUUCCGAGCAAAAACACCGGAAUCAUCUCGGUCGGAAAUGACAUCAGUGCGCUGUUGCUGUCCGCCAUCUUAAGCUAUUAUGCCGGCAAGGGCCACCGGCCACGCUGGAUCGCGUUUGGGUUGCUGAUGAUAACGGUUUUCUGCUGGAUGACGGCUCUGCCACAUCUGCUUUAUGGGCCGGGAGAGGCUGCACUGUCUCUUACCACCGAGUACGGUGCCACGUACGAUGCGAACCAAACGUUCGAGGUUAUGGAAGCGCAGAAGGCGAAAACACUGUGCCGAACCAAUGCCACCCGCGGAGCUGAGUGUGAACGGGAGGAGGGAACUUUGGCACCUCAGAUCGUUCUGUUUGUGGCACAGUUCAUCUCCGGUAUUGGUAGCUCCCUGUACUACACGCUCGGCGUUUCCUACAUGGACGAUAAUAUAAAGAAAUCGAAAACACCUGCUCUGGUCAGUGUGUCUUACUUCCUGCGUAUGCUUGGUCCAGCUAUUGGUUAUGCACUCGCAUCCUACUUCCUGAAGCUGUACAUCUCACCGUCGAUGACACCGACCAUCAGCAAUACAGAUCCUCGCUGGUUAGGAGCCUGGUGGAUGGGCUGGAUCAUUCUCGGUGCUGUCCUGGCCUUCUUUGCGAUCUUUAUGGCCAUGUUCCCGAAGCAACUACCGCGAGCCGCCGCCCGGAAGCGAAUUGCACAGGAAAAACGACGUCUCGGUAUGCAGCUUAGCGAUGCCUCACGGCGAGAAGAUGAACUACCAGCCUCGUUUAAGGAUAUGCUGAAAACAUUUAAACGGUUGCUACGCAACAAGAUCCUGAUGCUGAACAACAUUGCAUCGGUGUUUUACUUCUUCGGGUACAUGCCGUACUGGAUCUUCACACCGAAGUACAUCGAAACGCAGUACAAGCAGUCCGCUUCCACGUCGAGCCUGGUGACGGGGACUGUCGCUCUCUGCUUCUCGGCGAUCGGUGUUUUGCUGUCUGGGUUGGUGAUCUCGAAGUUUAAGCCAAGGGCACGGUAUAUGGCUGCCUGGAACGUGAUAGUAGGGAUACUUUCCGUGAUGGGAAUGAUUGCGUACGCAUUCCUCGGAUGUACGGCCAGCGAGAACUCGGUCAUCGUGAACAUUCCUUCACAAACGGACCUCACCCCAACGUGCAACUCAGCCUGCCAGUGUGAUUACGUCAAGUACUCGCCGAUCUGUGGUGAGGAUGGUAACACCUACAUCUCCGCCUGUCACGCUGGCUGCAAGCGGCAGAACCAGUACGGUGAUCUUAAAAUCUAUGGCGAGUGUUCGUGCAUAACAUCGGUGGCCAAUUAUACCAGCCCGCUCUACAACCAGCUGCUUACGGAUGGCAAUCGCACCAGGGGCACGCGUGACGAGAAUGCAUUCAAUCUCGGUGGAUCAGCCAUUGCCGGACCAUGUCCACUGGACUGUCACAAAGAGUUUAUCACCUUCCUGGUGGUGAUGUGCUUCCUAAAGUUUUCGGGCGCCACCGGCCGGGCAAGCAAUUUCCUCGUCUCGGUACGGUGCGUGGAUGAGAAGGAUAAGGCUGUGUCGAUGGGUUUCGGCAUGAUGGUGCUAAGCCUGAUGUCCUUCAUACCGAGCCCGAUCUUUUUUGGACUGGUGCUGGACAAGACGUGUCUCGUGUGGGGUAAGACGUGCACCGGCAAGGGUAACUGUUGGCUGUACGAUGGAGAAACGUUGAGAUAUUUGCUAAACUUUAUAGCGGCCGCGUUCGUCCUUGUGGGCACACUGUUCGAUUGUGGUGUGUGGUAUUAUGUAAAGGAUCUGAAAAUCUUUGACGACGAGGUGAAAGACAAGGAGAUUGCACUAGCGGAUAAGGAGGAAGAAGCCAUCACGGAUCGGCCAACGUAG